AUGAAUAUCCUCAAGUUCCUCGGAGGAGUGCUCUUCUUCACCUUCAUGUUUUCAGGCUACACUGAGCAAAACCAAGUGAAUGUGCUGUGUUCCACAGAUUGGUUCAUGGUCACCGUUCACCCCUUCUUGCUGAAUAAUGAUGUGUAUGUUCACUUUUAUGAGGUGCACCUGGGCCUUGGUUGUCCUCCCAAUCAUGUUCACCCUCAUUUCUACCAGUUCCACUACCGCGUUACUGAAUGUGGCAUCCGUAUCAAGGCCAUCUCUCCAGAUGUCGUUAUCUACAGCUCUGAGAUUCACUAUGCCUCCAAGGGCUCAUCGUCAAGAUAUGUGAUUCCUGUGUCGUGUGCUGCCCCUCGCCGGUCCCCUUGGCUCACUAAGCCCUACUCUGCAAGAGCACCUAGCAAUAACAUGGGUGCGACCCCGAAGAAUGAUACUUCCUACCACGUGUUCACCUUGCCAGAGCCUAGCCAACGACCCAACUGCAGCUGUCCACCUUAUGUCUACAAUCAAAAGAGCAUGUAA
Apodemus sylvaticus (European woodmouse) is the source of this 522-nucleotide messenger RNA. It is a transcript of the gene Plac1, whose product is annotated as placenta enriched 1. Lineage: Eukaryota; Metazoa; Chordata; Mammalia; Rodentia; Muridae. The transcript has a single exon. The coding region runs from base 1 to 522 and encodes 173 amino acids. The record is from RefSeq and is a predicted model, not a curated record.